UUCCCCUUAAACUCCCUUCGGAACAUCGGAUGGAAGAAUAUCACUUAAUUCCCACCUCCCCAUCAUCCCAUCUCGUCCCAUCCCUCUCUCUCUUCUCUGUCUCCUUUCCAGUUCUUUGCACGAUAGAUAAUAAGAUAGGCCGUCGGGACCAGGGGAUAUCGUUACAUCCGCCGUACCCACGAAGUUGAAAAGGUAGACCAUCCAUCCGCCCGAACACCCUUCUCGACAUCAUCUCCGUCAUCAGGAUGGAGAGCACCGACUCGUCAGGCUCGCAGCAGCAGCAGCCGCAGCUCCCGCCGGGCUUCCGGUUCCACCCCACAGACGAGGAGCUGGUGGUCCACUACCUCAAGAAGAAAGCCGCCUCCGUCCCCCUCCCCGUCACCAUCAUCGCCGAGGUCGAUCUGUACAAGUUCGACCCUUGGGAACUCCCAGGCAAGGCCAACUUUGGAGAACAGGAAUGGUACUUCUUCAGCCCCAGGGACCGUAAGUACCCCAACGGAGCGCGUCCUAACCGAGCUGCGACGUCCGGGUACUGGAAGGCGACGGGGACGGACAAGCCCAUCCUGACCUCCGGGGGGACCCAAAAGGUCGGGGUGAAGAAAGCCCUCGUUUUCUACGGCGGCAAGCCCCCCAAAGGGAUCAAGACCAACUGGAUCAUGCAUGAAUACCGGCUGGCUGACAGCAGUCCCAGCAGCAGCGCCAGGCCGCCCGGUGGCGACGUCGGUAGCAAGAAGGGCUCUCUCCGGUUAGAUGACUGGGUCUUAUGCCGGAUCUACAAGAAGAACAGCAGCAGCAACAAUAACGGCAGGCUGACGGACCGUGACAAGGAGGACUCCAUGGAUGGCAUGCUGGCUCCUCCAGCACUGACACCACAUCGAGCCAUCGGCACGCAGACCAACCCAAGGCCUCAACCUCAGAGAGCUCCCAACAACUACACCGCACUGCUCGGCAACGACGAGACCUUCUUUGAGGGGCUGCUCACCACCGAGGAUGGACUGGCUGCCAAUCCCAUGACCCAGUUUGCCGGUGCCCCGAGAGCCAAGCUGGACCUCUCCACCGUUCAGACCAACAGCGGCACACUCGCCCCGAAACGUCCUCUCACUUCCCCAUACUGGAGCGAUGGAGGGAUGGGCACACCACCGCCAACCAAGAGAUUCCAAGGCUGCAACCACGGAAGCAGCGGCAACAGCACCACCACCAACAACAACACCAGCAGCGGCAGCAACAGCAGCGCCACCACCAACAACAAUAACAACAGCAACAACAACCAUGGCGGCCACACGAUCACUGCUCUCCUCAAUCAGAUCCCCCAGGGCACGGCUUACCAACCCCAAACGAUCCUAAGUUCGCUUGGGGACGGCAGUGCCAUCUUCCGGCAGCCAUACCAACUCUCCGGCAUGAACUGGAGUUCCUAAUAGGAAAAAUUCCCAUGGUGUGUAUUGAUUUCUGCUUAAACUAUUAUUAUGUCCAUAAAAGAUCGAUGCAUGCACACAGGGUGGAUAUAGCGGUAUAGCUGCUGAUGCUAGAACCCCAUAUCUGGAUAGGCCACGUGCCAACUCUAGGGUCCACGAUGGCUCCCUGGCUUAGUGAUUGCCAUCGGAUUGUGCAACCAGAGAUUCGGGUGUGAUCUUUCGAAAGGCACUUAGUUGUUUAUAAACACAAAGGUAUGGUAUAUAGUCUCGAUUCUGCAGUAAAAUCAGACAAGGUUCUGUGAGUGGAGCUGUUUCAGUGAGUUUCAGGUGAGAUUUGCUCUUAGUAUAUAUUGUAGAUUGUAUACUAUAAUUAUAUAAACCUUGCUUUGAUAUAAAUUUACGUACAUUUACGCAUCACUGUAUGUUGGUGCUA
Molecule: messenger RNA, 1845 nt
Organism: Elaeis guineensis (African oil palm)
Lineage: Eukaryota; Viridiplantae; Streptophyta; Magnoliopsida; Arecales; Arecaceae
Product: NAC transcription factor 25
Biological process (GO): regulation of DNA-templated transcription; system development
Molecular function (GO): DNA binding
Source: RefSeq, a predicted model, not a curated record